Messenger RNA from Neoarius graeffei (lesser salmon catfish), 1874 nucleotides. It is a transcript of the gene eif4bb, whose product is annotated as eukaryotic translation initiation factor 4Bb. Bases 13 to 1806 code for a protein of 597 amino acids. Lineage: Eukaryota; Metazoa; Chordata; Actinopteri; Siluriformes; Ariidae. The record is from RefSeq and is a predicted model, not a curated record. Gene Ontology annotation, molecular function: RNA binding. The transcript has 15 exons.
UCACUUUCCAACAUGGCGGCGUCAGCUAAGAAGAAUAAGAAGAAGGGGAAGACUUUAACCCUGACGGACUUCCUGGCGGAGGACAGCAGUGGUUCCGGACCACCUGUUUAUCCCGCCGCAAAGGCCACCAGUUGGGCUGAUGAGACCGAAGACCUGGAUGGAGAAGUGUCUACUUCCUGGCACACCCCUGAAGAUUCGUAUCGUGCUCCACCCAUCGAUCGCUCCAUCCUGCCCACGGCUCCUCGUGCGGCCCGGGAGCCGAAUGUUGACCGGUCACGUCUGCCCCGCAGCCCACCCUACACCGCCUUCCUUGGAAAUCUGCCCUAUGAUGUCACCGAGGAGUCCAUCAAACAGUUCUUCAGAGGCCUCGCGAUCAGCGCUGUCCGGUUGCCGCGUGAACCCAGUAACCCUGAGAGAUUGAAAGGCUUCGGCUACGCUGAGUUUGAUGACGUCGACUCGCUCCUCCGUGCGCUCACCCUCAACGAGGAGAACCUGGGGAACAGACGUAUUCGAGUAGAUAUCGCAGAUCAGUCCAAUGACAAAGAGCGAGAUGGCGGUUCGAUGUCAGGGCGUGAUCGUGGGCGUGGCAGUGACAGCGGACCUGAUAAGACAGAUUCUGAUUGGAGGGCUCGUCCCAGUGUGGAGCAGGAUGACGGACCGCGCAGAGACGACGGCUACGGAGAGAGGUCACGUGACCGGUACGAGUCUGAUCGAUACAGGGAUGGGCCGCGGCGUGAUGAUCGCUACGGCGGUCGUGAUCGCUACGACGACCGGGAUCGCUAUGAUGACUGGGAUCGCAGGGAUCGCUAUGACGACCGAGGGGGCAGGGACUACGAUCGUGGAGGUUAUGACUCCCGUGGUGGAGGACGCCGGGCAUUCGGCAGCGGCUACAGGCGCGAUUACGAUGACCGGCGAGACGGAGAUCGCUACGGAGAUGACCGCUAUGACAGACGUGAAGAGAGAGCUCCUCCUCAGAGACCCAAACUGAACCUGAAACCCCGCAGUGUCCCGAAAGAGGAGGAACAGAGCGGGGGCUCGGCUAUUCAGGCCAACCCGACCCGGUCUGCCUCCAUAUUUGGAGCCGCAAAACCUGUGGACACGGCGUCCAAGGAGAGGGAAGUGGAGGAGCGUCUGAAGAAGGAGCAGGAGCGACUGCAGAGACAGCUGGAGGAGGACAUGCCCAGACCUUCAGAGAGACGACCUCGAGACCGGGACCCGAGUUGGCGCAGCGAGGUGACGACCAGUGAGCCCGAGCUCACGAGGAGUGAAUCCACACACCAAGAAGGUUCUAAGUAUCAUGAAAAUGAGCAUUCGGAAAAUGAAGUGGAUGAACCUACCUCUCCUGGGUCCCGCCCACCGACAUCCGCCAGUCAGGGAGCUCUCCCGCUGAAGGUGAUGCCGGCUCCUCCGCCAAAGGAGAACGCCUGGGCGAGACGGAGCACAGGAGGCACACCUUCAUCCGGCGGCGGCACGGCUCAAAAGUCUAUCAGCUCCUCAGAUUCCGUCGAGAGGAUAUCUGGAAAAGAUGAGAAUCAGUUGGACGGUGUAGGACGGGAGAAAGGCGUGUCUCAGGGAAGAGGGGGCGGGGCAUUGAGAGGAGGAGGAAGGGGUCGAGGAGGAGAUGCACCUAACAAAGACAGACGACAAGAUCCAACAGACAAGAGAGAGAGCAGGCGAGAGCCCAGAGCCGCACCAGAGCCAAAGAAGUACGAGGAGACUGCAGCUCCGAAAUUCAGCUCAGCCAGUAAAUAUGCUGCACUGCUGAUGGACGGUGAGCAGGCAGAGGAUGAAGAUGUUGACGAUUAAACGAGAAGGAAGAAAAGAGUGCAUACAAAUGUGGAUAAUGUUGAAUUAAAAAACCGGAUCAAAUACUU